Molecule: messenger RNA, 1708 nt
Organism: Atta colombica
Lineage: Eukaryota; Metazoa; Arthropoda; Insecta; Hymenoptera; Formicidae
Gene: STUB1
Product: E3 ubiquitin-protein ligase CHIP
Exons: 4
Coding region: 409-1395 (328 amino acids)
Biological process (GO): cellular response to misfolded protein; protein quality control for misfolded or incompletely synthesized proteins; positive regulation of proteolysis
Cellular component (GO): cytoplasm; Z disc
Molecular function (GO): protein-folding chaperone binding; ubiquitin protein ligase activity
Source: RefSeq, a predicted model, not a curated record
GCAAAACAUUCAGAUAUCGCGUACACUUGGCAUCCUUUUUGUUAAUAGUGCAGUACGAAAUUGAAAAUAUAAUUAAUAAUUAUUACUAUUCGAUAAAUUAUCGAUCUUUUUUAAUUCCAUGUAAGUGAGGACGCUCAACCAUCAGAGAUCGAUUUUGUUAUCGGAUACCCAAAAUCGACGUCGUAGGUAAAAACGAAUUUUGCAAAAAUGAACUCGUCUUCUGUUAAUAAGAAUCGUGUCAAACGAAAGCUGUGUGUGGACGGAACAAAGAUGAAAUAUUGAGCGUCUGUUUGAGGUUAGACAAAGGAUAUUGCAGUCGUUUUCGCACUAAUGCGUUUUCAAUCGUAAAAGAAAAAUAUAAAAGAUUAAUUGAUUUUCGUGCAUGCAACGUGAUCACAAGCUACCAUCAUGAGUAAAAUGUAUUCGACGGCAAAUCUAUCCGAUAAGGAGUUGAAGGAACAAGGGAACCGUCUUUUCGAUCUGCACAAAUACGAAGACGCAGCCAGUUGCUACACAAAGGCAAUCAUGAAGAAUCCAGGUCAGGCAUUAUAUUACACAAAUCGAGCAUUGUGUCACUUGAAACUGAAACGAUGGGAAUCUGUGUGCAAGGAUUGCAGAUGGGCGUUAGAUAUAGAUCCUUGUUUGAUGAAGGGUCAUUUCUUCUUAGGACUCGCCCUAUUGGAAUUGGAACUUUUUGAUGAAGCUGUCAAAUAUCUGCAAAGAGGUAAAUACAGCGAGAUAAAUUAUAUUCUCUUUUUUUCAAUUGUAAAGAUUUAUAAUACAGGAUUAUACUUAUUUCAAACAAUACUUAUUUCAAACAACAUAGCUGUAGAUUUGGCGAAAGAACAGAAGCUGAACUAUGGCGAUGAUAUCACCAGUGUAUUGCGCCAAGCUAAGAAACGUCGAUUCCAAGUAAGGGAAGAACAAAGAAUUUCUCAAGAUAUCGAGUUGCAAACUUAUCUGAAUCAGCUGAUCAUAGAUGAUGCAAAGCGUAACUUGACAACUCUACAAGAACAAGAAACGUCAAAGGAUUCUAAUGUUGAAACAAACUUAGCAGAAUUCAUUAGAAGAAAAGAAGAGAUUGAAGAGAAGAGAGAUACCUGUAUAUCGAGACUUAAUGAUCUCUUCGCCAAAAUAGACGAGAGAAGGCGGAAAAGAGAAGUACCGGAUUACUUGUGCGGCAAGAUUAGCUUCGAAAUCCUGCAGGAACCAGUAAUUACGCCUAGUGGAAUUACAUACGAACGGAAGGACAUCGAAGAACAUCUCCAACGAGUUGGCCACUUCGAUCCGGUCACGCGAGUACGUUUGACGCAAGAUCAGCUAAUCCCAAACUUGGCGAUGAAAGAAGUAGUUGAUACUUUCUUGCAGGAUAAUGAAUGGGCCUUACAUUACUAAUGCCGAUAUGUAGCUUACUGCCAUAGAUUUAAGUUAAGGUGGUGGCGAUUUUUAACGACAGAAGAAGAAAAUACAUGUUUUGAUUGAAGAGAUUUAGAAAUGGAUACAUCUAAAAGAAAAAUCUCAAGAGAAAAUGUAAAAUAGACUGUACAUGUAAAGAAUUAAGUAUCUUGUUACCGUAAAAUAUUUUUACACGCCAUAUGAGACGUGGAAGCUAUUGUUAUCGAAAUAGCUAUUGUAAGUAUACUAAUAAAUAGUUAACGAUGAUAAAAGGAUCAUGUAAACACGUACAGGUUAUAUAUAUAUAUAAUUC